Messenger RNA from Ramularia collo-cygni, 954 nucleotides. RefSeq lists its product as uncharacterized. The record is from RefSeq and is a predicted model, not a curated record. Lineage: Eukaryota; Fungi; Ascomycota; Dothideomycetes; Mycosphaerellales; Mycosphaerellaceae. The transcript has a single exon. The coding region runs from base 1 to 954 and encodes 317 amino acids.
AUGUACUCACCACGACCCCGAGAACAUGAUGCUUACACGAGGGACGACAACCCAUUGAUGGGAUCUGGUUACUAUGACGACUAUGAAGCCCUCACGGAGUAUGCUUGUGGCAAUCGAGCGAGCUCGAGACACGAUACGGGCCCGGUCGAUCGCCCACGCGAGACUGAUCUAUACUUUGACAGGCGCUAUCGAGAGCGAGGCAUUCAACGCAGAGACAGCCCAGAGUUCGAAGCUGCUUCAACGUAUCACGAACGCGAUGGGUAUCAGGAACGCGAUGGGCAUCGAAUGAACACUCCUCCCCAUGAGGUCCGUCGAGGCCGUGAUGAAUUUGGGAGAGACCUCAGAGUGAAUCGGUCUCCGAGGCGCGAUCGUUCCAUGUCCCCCGACUGGCGGGAUCGUCACUUGUCUUCUACUUACUUUCCCCCUCGACCCAUUCGGCCGCCACGAGAGAAGCGUCAGCCUCGUCAAUCCCACGGCGCUGACUACCUUGCGCAACCAAACAACCCAAAUGCAAUGCCCAUUGGCAAGCGCGGAGCCGCAGAGCGCAGCCCUCUUCCCAUGUCCAGCGAAGUGAACGUCCCGCCACCACGUUUCGCUGAUGCUCGUCACGCUUGUCCACCUCGCAGGCCGGCUCGAGUUAUCUGUUCUAUUGGCCUCAACACUUUCAAUGCCGCGUCCUCACGUCAGCAGGCCAAUGUCUCGGCCACUACAAAGCCUCUACCACUCCCUGAGCUUCCCCUCAACAUCCAUCCCUCUAGGCGCGCUGCGAUGUCUCAGAAUUCGUCGGAAGGCGGAGGAUCUCGUGAGGCCGCAAACAUGAUAACUCCGCGCAAUCAUCUGGAAACUAUUGCCCAGUCCAUCGAGCCCUCCGACAAGGAUGGCCCAGCUCUCAUGAGUAAAGGGAGCAAUGCGAACGCCGUGCCUUUGGGUUCGGGCAAGAGGACGAGGUUCUAG